CAGAGAUAUCUGUAGAGAGAGGUUCCGCUGUAUAAAAGUGCUGUGAGAAAAGAUUAAAAAGUUCCUUUCUUUUGCAGUACCAAUUUUUCAUUCCUGAUAUUCGAGGGCUGUUUCUGAAGGAUGGCGGACAUGUUCACACAUCAGCUGUACCUCUGGAAGGAGAGGAUGAGGAUGUAGUCAGUGAGAGAAAGAAGAUAGCCAGUGGAGCUACCAGUAAAGACUAUGCUGUCAUCAUUAAAGAUCUUGUCAAGGAGUACAGGAGGAGACUGGAUGGUUGCACCGUACGGGCGUCCAAGUUGGCAGUCCAGGGAAUAAAUCUCACCAUCCCUCGUGCCGAGUGCUUCGGCCUUCUCGGAGUCAAUGGUGCCGGAAAGACCACCACGUUCAGCAUGCUGACGGGAGACAUUACUGCCACCAGAGGAACUGCACUCAUCUCCGGUUUCGACAUCAGAACUGACCUCAGAAAGGUCCAGCAGAGGAUUGGCUACUGCCCUCAGUUUGAUGCUCUGCUAGAGAGGAUGACAGGGAGAGAGCUGCUGACCAUGUUUGCCAGACUCAGAGGCAUCCCCGAGGCCCUCAUUAAGGACGCAGUGGAGGCCGAGAUAUCAAGGCUCGAUCUCUCGAAACACGCCAGCAAGCAGUGCGGGAAGUACAGUGGAGGUAACAAGAGGAAGCUAAGUACUGCACUGGCUCUGGUUGGGAAUCCUCCCAUCGUCUUCCUGGAUGAGCCCACGACAGGUAUGGAUCCAGCGACACGUAGGUAUCUGUGGGACGUCCUGAUCAGUGUCACCAAGGAAGGCCGCAGCAUCAUCCUCACUUCUCACAGUAUGGAGGAGUGCGAGGCUCUGUGUACUCGACUGGCCAUCAUGGUGAACGGACGCUUCAAAUGCCUCGGAGGGAUCCAGCACCUCAAAAACAAGUAUGGCUCGGGGUUCUACCUGCAGGCCAAGGUAUCUCUUGGCGAACCUCCUUCUGAUUUAGAGCCACGGAGUCCACAGUCGAGAUCAUUCACACGGUCUUUCAGGAGACAGACCAGCCAGCAGAGUCAGCCGCCGCAGAGCCCGACUCAGACCAACAGUGACGGCGGCUUUGGCAGUGACCCAGAGAGGAGUGUGAAGAGCAUCACAUCUCCGGGGAUUUCCCUUGCCGGAGAGGUCUUCAAUCCGUUUGCCACGCAGGCUGUGAACAUUUUCAUCAAGGAGACUUUUCCCGGCGCUGUCAAACUGGAGGAACACCAGGGCUCAGUGACAUACCAGCUGCCGAGUGCAGACAUGACGUGGUCCUCUGUGUUUCGACAGAUGGAGGCCAACAAGGAGAGGCUGGGAAUUGUGGACUACUCUGUCAGCCAAACCACUCUCGAACAAGUGUUUAUAGACUUCGCUAAAGAACAAGCCGAGGAAGAACAGUAAUUAUUAUGCAUGAACUAAAAUUAUUAGGCAUUACGUAAAAUUAUGACAUCAUAAUAUAGUUUGAUCACGUGCGCCGGUGUUAACUCUUUCCCCACGACGACUUGGAAGGGGAAAAUGGCGAGAGUGACGUGCAAAGGCGUCUUUCUCUACCUGAGAGUGUCCGUACUGCUGGGUCUACACGGGGUGUUUGUGGUCCUGGCUCUCAUCCGCGCCCUCUCCGCCGGCCAAGACGGCUCUCUCAGCUGGUACGCCGUGUUUUCGCCGCUAUUUAUCUUCGACGGGAUAGCCGUCGUCUUGUGGGUAAUCUACCUCUUUACCUACCUCGCCGUGAAACGAGACGAGGACUCCGUGUGGGCUGGCAGGAACUCGCCCGUUUUCCCCGGACAGCACGUAUCACUUCGCUACCUCAUUGCCUUCGCUCUGGGCCUACCGCUCAAGUUGGCGGCGGAAAUACUCAUCGCGUUGCAUCUCGAAGGCGACGGGGGCAUACGCGUGUACGUGCCCGGCGUCCUGUUGAUGGUUUUGUUCUUAGAGAUGGCGCUAGUGGCGGGUUACGAGGCCCUGGCGCCACUGCUAGGGAUGUGCUGGUCCAGUAUUGAGCGAGACGUCGAGUGCGUCGACUGCGAAAAUUGCGGGUGUCUGAACUGCCUCGGAUAUACAAACAUGUACUGUCGCCGUUGUCUGUAUGAUGUAUGUUCAGCCUGUAGGUGAAUCAAAUCACAAAAUGCCAUGAUUUUCAAACAACAAUAUACCUUGCUUUUUUAAUUUGCACACGGGUGAUGAUUAUAGCACUAUCACGGGUAAUGAAGAUAAUUCAACACCAAUGUUCUUGAUAGUAUAUCUCUAUGUCCUCUAAAGUCUUUCCUUUAGUCUCAUGAAUGAAGACAAUUGCAAAUACGGCGGCGAUAGUAUUGAGAAAGGCAAACGUCCACCAAGCGAACCAGUCCCUAACAGCCUCCGAGUACUCCAGGUAGACACCAAUCACUAGUGCAGCAGAGCCCCAGUUCACGAGAGUAGCUAUCCCACUGGCAGCUCCACGGACCCUUACUGGAAUCAGUUCAGAGAGCAGGACCCACGGAACAGGGCCCCAGCCGAUGGAGUAGGCCACCGCAAACAGUACUGCACUGGAAAUAGCCAGUGGAGCAAACUGGGUGUUGAUGCAAUUCUCAAACAUGUCCCCCGAACGGGCUUGUAGAAGAAAAUCUCCAGUAGAGUUGUUGGAACCCACAGAGUCACAAGUUGAAGGACGGGUGAUGAAAUAGUGAGCUCCGAGCAUUGCUGAUCCGACAACCAUACCGAUGCUACUCAAUACUAGCAGGAAUUUCCGUCCGACAAAGUCGAUGACUAGGAUGGUGAGGAACGUUGCCACCAGUUCAACUCCACCCACUGCAACCAGUGCCGUCAGCUCUGGCUCAGCCACUCCUGCACUCUCAAACAACAGUGCAGCAUAAGUCGACAGCACGUGAGCACCGCCAAUCUGAUGGAAAAACAUCGACAGCAUCACCAGGACAAUCGGAAUCGCGAUGUGUCGUUUCGUCGACAUCUCCUUCAUCGCUAGCCACAGACUCAGACUCUCAGCCUCUUGUAUUCUCUCAACCUCUUGUUCGACUUUGACACUCGGACCUCUGAGCCACUGGAGUACUUUCACGGCCUUUUGGUGCUGACCGUGAUGAAUCAACCAGCUGGGACUCUCCUUCAGCCAGACUACCAGGCACUCAAACACAGCAACAAUCCCAACAGCCACUAGUGAGCUGUGGAAGUAAGUGAUCUUGGGGAUUGAGCUUAUUCCGUAGUUCAACACGAUUCCAGUAGCUAUGGCUAUUUGAGUGAAUGUUC
Molecule: messenger RNA, 3245 nt
Organism: Geodia barretti
Lineage: Eukaryota; Metazoa; Porifera; Demospongiae; Tetractinellida; Geodiidae
Source: the annotation of a GenBank genome assembly